AAAGCAGUCAACUCUGUAGCGUGCUCCGUUAAUAGAUCGAGUAAAACUUCCACUUUUAACUCACGCAUGUUACACUUUUCUUCCAACGAUUUAAGACGACGAUUUAAGCGUGUAACAUCAUCGGGUGCUCCUUUUCGAUUGAAUGAACAGCAGCAAUUACAACAAACGAUCAAGGAAAUUAUGGAAGAGAAUCACCAGAUCAAUUCAAAACUGGAAAUAUUAAAAAGUUCCCACUGCACUGGUCCCGGAGGCAAUGAUUCACGUGAUGACGCCACUCGUGAAAAGCUAACAAAUGACGCUUAUAAAAAUGUUAAAAAACAAAUUGACUAUUUGCAAACGGAAAAUAAUGACUUACGCCUGUUACAUAAAAACUCGCAAAAAACGAUAGAAAAUUUGGAAAAAGAGAUACAAAAUUAUCGUAAUCAAUUGUUUAAGCCAACAUCAGUUUGCGAAGUUAAGCAUAAAUAUACCACUGCUUUGAAAUUGUUGGAAUGUACUAUCGCUAAUCAAAAGACUGAACUUAAAGAGAAGGCUUGUGUAAUCGAAAGUCUUUUCGAUGAAAGAAAAAACUUACGUAAUCAGGUUGAAAAAUUGGAAAAAUGUCUCGAAGAAAAAGACAAGCAACUUGAAAAGAUGCCUCAGACCCUAGAAAGUCUUACUAAAUUACAGGAUCAACUUAAGGAAAUUACAAAGCACAAUAACGACUUACAAAGUGCACUAAAGCAAUCGAAAAUCGCCAUCGAGGAACGCUUUAAUCGUGAACAGAACGCAUUGCAAAAAGUUCAAGAGGCGCUAGCCAUAGCCGAAGCAGCGGUUGUUGAUAAAGAUGAUGCUUUAAAACGUGAAAGAAUCCUUAAAGAGGAAUGUGAUAAUAUAGCCUCGACAAUAGGACAAGUAAUGGAUGAAGCAGCUCGUAAAGUUGAGAAAGAUAUGGAAACUAUGCGUAGAAAAUAUGUCGAAAAGGAAAAGGUUUUGUUAGCGGAGAAAAAUAAGCUUCUAGAAGAAAUACAAAAUCAAAAGAAAUUUAAUCAAAUUUUGGAUACGCGUUGCAAUCGCUUUGAGCAAAAAUAUAAAGAGACAAUGAAAGACAAUGAUCAUUUAUCACAGCAACUAGAAUUGGCUGCCAAGACUUUGUAUGAAAUGGAGCAAAGAAUUAAUCUAAAUGAAAAUAACUCACCAAAUGAUUGCGAAGAACGCAAUAAAAAAAUUAUGGCGAAUCAGGACCAAGAAUUACGUCAUUACAUUGAAAUAAAUAAACAAUUGAAAGAAAAAUACCGCGUCGCUUUGAAUGAAAUGACGAAUGACUUUAAACAGGAAAUUUAUCGUUUGCAAAGUGAGGUCGCUGCAGUGAAGGCUGAAAAUGAAAUGCUCAAGUUGCAACAAGACUUUGAAAACGGCGAGAGCGAGGAAGUGGAGAAACCCUAAAAAGGCGGGAUGAUGAUGAUGAUGUUUAAAAGAAGCAAUUAAGUGAUGUUAAAUUAUUUGUGUAACUAAUCUGAAUAUUCGCAUUAUUUCUUGAAAACGUUUAUUAUUUAUUUUUAUGUGAAUAUAUAUACAUGUAAAAUCUCGAUUGUUGCUUGCUAUAAAGUCCCGCCUGGAAGUAGGAAUAGGAAACUCUGAUAGUGCCGUUCUGUACGCGUUGUUCAUCGCUUUGAUUUAGCAAAAAUCUUUGCCACAAAUUGUUGUCCUCGAUAUACAGAUAUACAGAAUAUAUAUAUAUAUAUACAUAUAUAUAGCAGAUAUAUAAGUCGCAACAAAUGAACUUGAAGCGUUACUUAUCCGAAUCAUUCCAUUGAUAAUAAUAAUAAGGGUAACGCCGUAGCAUGAUUCUUCACUAUUGGCAGCCAUCAUUAGCAGUAGUUGGUAGCUUCUUCCGUAAUCGAUGCAUCCAGCAUUUGUCCAUAUUAUUAUGUGUACUAUGAAAUUUGUUCAGAAAUAUUUAAUUUUGUUUAUGAUAUUAUUUAGCAAAAUCUUGUCCGUCGCUAAAUAUGAUCAAUUGUUAAGAUGUCUUCAUUCGUUAUUUCUUGACGAACUUUGGUCACGAGCUACUAUCGAUCUUCAUUCUAUGGAGUCAACUUAAAUAACGUAGACGAAAGCAUCACAAUAUCGAAAGAAAUUCAUCCCUAAAACACAAGUACAAAGUACAAGUUUUGUUCCGCAUACAUGUUGUAUACGGAAAAGCUUUUAUAAAAAAGCUCUCUUACAAAUAUUUUGUUUAUGCAUUGUUAGAAGCAGCACAAUUCUUAAUUCAAUUGUAAAAAUAUAGAUAUAAGACAAUGCGCUUUCAAUAUGAAGAUUAUCCUUUGCUGCCUUAUGGCGCAAGCUGAAGUGGUCGAGUUUAGGGAAGUCGGCGGGAUGCCGUUCCUGCUGUUGCAGCGGUUGCAGCGGAUGCAACUCUUUUAGCUGUUCCUUCUCUUCCUGCUGUUCCUGCCGGUUCAUUUAAAUUCUUCUCCUCCUCCUUCUUCUCCUACUCCUCCACCUUCUCCUCCUACACCUCCUC
Molecule: messenger RNA, 2500 nt
Organism: Glossina fuscipes
Lineage: Eukaryota; Metazoa; Arthropoda; Insecta; Diptera; Glossinidae
Product: kinectin
Exons: 9
Coding region: 67-1425 (452 amino acids)
Source: RefSeq, a predicted model, not a curated record